Rhineura floridana is the source of this 7248-nucleotide messenger RNA. RefSeq names its product zinc finger protein RFP-like. The record is from RefSeq and is a predicted model, not a curated record. Gene Ontology annotation, molecular function: zinc ion binding; protein binding. The coding region runs from base 284 to 1741 and encodes 485 amino acids. The transcript has 8 exons. NCBI's taxonomy places the organism in Eukaryota, Metazoa, Chordata, Lepidosauria, Squamata, Rhineuridae.
AUCUUUGAUAGUUAGGAAUAAUGGGUGAUAGGGAUUGUUGCCUAACAAGAUGUGUUGAUGGUUCAGUCCUCAAUAACAACUGCCUCUUCAAAUGCCGCCGAUCCUCAACGUUUCGACUUUGCGACCCGUCCAUGACUCUUCUAAGCUAGCGAGCGCUCGGACGUUCCAGCUGAAUGCUGCCCGUGGCAAACCAGCCAAUCAGGGAGAGAAUAGGAAAGGAAGUUGCAUUCUUUCCUCCCGUCUGCUCCCAGGCUAAGCAUCAGAACUUUGUUUCUAUCUCGGCAUGGAUGCGUCAGACGACCCCAUGCGAGGCUUCCAAAAGGCAGCCGUGUGCUCUAUCUGCCUCGAAUAUUUCAAGGACCCUGUCUCUAUCGACUGCGGGCACAACUUCUGUUUGGGCUGCAUCACCCAAUGCUGCGAGAAGUCCAAGAGACACUUCUGUUGCCCUCACUGCCGAAGGAGAGCUUGCAAGCGAGAUUUCAGGCCUAAUCGGGAACUGGCCAGUAUGAUCGAAAUAGCCAAAAGGUUCAAGCUGCGGGCGGAGCAAGCUGCAGAAGGGAUGGGGGUGUGCGAGGGGCACCAGGAACCUCUGAAACUCUUCUGCGAAGAUGACCAAACCCUCAUCUGCGUGGUAUGUGACAGAUCCAAAGAACACAGAGCUCACGCGGUGCUCCCCAUACAGGAGGCGGCCCUGGACUAUAAGGAACAAAUUCAGAAUCAAUCGCAGAGUCUUAAGCAAAAGAGAGAGAAACUGCAGGAGCUUAAGCAGGCUGGUAAGAGGACAACUGAAGAAAACCUGGAAAGGUUAGAUGCUGAAAGGAGGAAGGUAGCCGGUGAAUUUGAACUGCUGCAUCAGUUUCUUGAAGAAAUAGAACAGCCCCUUCUGGCCCAACUGAAUGAGCUAGAGUUGGAGCUUAAGAAUGGGCAGGAGGAAAAGGAUGCCAAAUUAUCUGAGGCGGUUUGUGUUCUGGAGGAUCUGAUCAACGAGAUGGAGGAGAAGUGCAAACAGCCAGAUAGUGAAUUCCUGAAGAAUGCCAAGGACAUAUUGAGCAGGUCUAACAAGAGGCCACUUAGCUUGCCUUUGAAGAUGCCUCCAGACCUAAAAGAGAAACUCAGUGUAUUUGCUCAGAAAAGUAUUUCCCUAGCAGAAACCCUAAAAAGAUUCAAAGACUCUUUAUCAUUUGAACUCCAAGAAAAAGAAAAGGAUAUCUCUUUAGAAAUAGCAAAUGUGACCCUGGAUCUGGACACAGCAGGCCCCUACCUCAUUCUUUCUGAUGAUGGGAAAAGUGUGCGGUUGGGAGACACACGCCAGAAACGUGCUAACUCUCGAGACCGAUUUAAUGUGUAUCCUUGUGUGCUAGGCUGCGAAGGGUUUACCUCAGGGAAGCACUCCUGGGUGGUUGAGGUGGUGGAAGAGGGAUGUUGGGCUGUAGGUGUUGCCAGAGAGUCUGUGAAAAGGAAGGAGAAACUCAACUUCCGGCCUGAAAAGGGGGUCUGGGCUUUGGAGCAUUUCGGGGCCAACCAUUACAGAGCUCUGACCUCCCCUCCGACCCCCCUGCCCCAAAGAAAGGCCUACAGAAGAGUCCAGGUGUUUUUGGACUAUGAAGAGGGCCAGGUGGCAUUUUUUGAUGCAGAGAAUGAAGACUGGAUCUUUACCUUCCCAUCAAACCACUUUGCAGGGGAAAGAGUUCAUCCGUGGUUGUGGGUGGGGCUCAGAUCCCAGCUCAGACUUUAUCCCUAGGCUUACGCAUACUUUAAAACAAACAAAAAACAGGAGUAACUGCAAUUGAUGUCUGUACUGCAGUUUGGUCCGAGUACUGCAAGUGGAGAAUAAGUAUGAGGCUGUCCUAUAUUCCCUUCUUUCUCCACACACACCCUUCCCAUGAAGUGUAUUGCAAACCUAUAUUUUUCCAGCCAUCAAUGACUGUGGUGAGAGACUCUAUCUCUGGUUUCAAUAUGAACACAGCUUGCGUUUCAAGUACCUAAAAUCCACACCGAGAUCCGUAGGCUAUCUGAAAAGCUACAUAAUUUUUGAAGUUUCUGUUGUGAAUUGUACUGGAUAACCUGUCCAUACAUGGUGAGGUGAGGGAAAUUAUACUAUUCAUUUCCCACACACUCUUAGCUGUUUGGAAUACUUAGCUGUGCAAGCUUGGCUGGGAAGAAGUGACUUAGCAUUCUUGCCCUGAUAUUUCAAUGCAGCCCCAAUCCAAGAGCAUAAAACUACAGCAGAUCCUCCUGCUGUUAAAAAUACUGCAGAUCAGAUACAAGAUUUGGGCAGAACAAAUAGGAAAGGGGCAGCACCAUGUUCUAUCUGAUAGAAAAAUGACUAGAUGUAGUAUACUGAGCCAUGAGGGUGAACUCACUAAAGUCUUAACAGUGGACUCAUUACUGUUGGCUCCUUCAGCCUCUCGUGUUGUGAGAUUCAGGGGAACAGCUUAAACCUCAGCUAUCAUAUAGUGAUGGUAACAUAGCACGGACCUUUUAAGAGAUGUUCUGCUUGAUUAGAUGUGGCAGGCCAGAGGGAUUUGUAGGAUUCUUUAAAACUCAGGAUUAGGGUAAAAAAGGUAAAGGUGUCCCCACACUUGUAGUGCGAGUCGUUUCCGACUCUUAGGGUGAUGUCUUGCGAUGUUUACUAGGCAGACCGUAUAUAUGGGUUGGGAUUGCCAGUUCCUUCCCCGGCUUUUCUUUACCCCGCAGCAUAUGGCGGGUACUCAUUUUACCAACCACGGAUGGAUGGAAGGCUGAGUGGACCUCGACCCCUUUUACCUGAGAUUUGACUUCCUCCUUCCGUUGGAAUCGAACUCCGGCCGUAAGCAGAGCUUCGGCUCCAUUACUGCCGCUUACCACUUUGCGCCAUGGAGAGGAUUAGGGAGGGAGAAUGAAAGCAGAGAGGGCCAUGGGGGUUUCUAAAACCAAAUCUUUACCAUAAGUGCUGUUAAUGUGAAAAACAAUUCCGAACUAAAAAUAAAUGAUUGUAAAAUAUUCAUAUCAGUGGUGUGCAUGUGGCUGCACUGCAGGCCUUAAGAGAAAAGUGUGGGUUAGUCCUAUUUUUCCAUUUGCCCCUAAGGUUUUUUUUAUUAGGGGAGUGGCUCAUUCCAGUGUUGCAAGUAGGGUGGCAAAUUUACCAGGAGCAAGCUCCGUGAAUUUUCUUGGCCUCCCCAGAGUUUCACUUAACGUCUAUUUGCAAGGAAGCACAAAACUUGCUUUACUCAAGAGGUGAGUCUAGAGUCAAAAGGACUUACUCCUAAAUCAAUGCAAAUGAGAUUCCAAUCCCAUGUCCCAUUUCAGACUUAUUUUUGGUGCCAUUUAAUUUUGUGUGCAAUUGCAGAUUGGUCCUCAGGUGUGCAGUUUACAAAACAAAGCCACUGUGAGCUGAAUUGUAUUAUAGUAGUUAAACACACGGUUGCAUCCAGUGUUUAUAAUUCUUAGAGGAGACCCAUUGAAAUUAAGGCACUUGCCUAGCUUAGGUACAUUUAUUUUUAGUGGGUUUAUUCUGACUGGUACUUAGCUGGAUACAACCUAAAAAUUCUGAGCUCAAAGCCCCUUGUUUGGUGCAGGUGGGAACUCAGUGGGAGUCCUUCAGCAAGCUGCUAUCCCUCAGCCCUUCUAAAAUAGAGCUACGGGGUAAGAAUUACUGAGAGAGAGUGUGUAUAAAAGCACCUUCACCGGUCGAAAAAAGUGCCAUAUAAAUAUGAACUGCUAGCAGGGAUGGUCCGAGGGCAUACUUUGUUCCAGGCCUUGGGUCUGCCCCUCCCCCCCUUUUUAAAAAAAUUGCUUCUAGGGCAGCUGGGUGCUGUGUAAAGCACAGUGCUCAUGAGGCCUCUAGCUAAUCACCAUUUAAAGUUUGCUCAGAGACAUCUAUACAUAUUCAUCAGCACUUGCAAAUUUGAAGUCAUGGGCCUUUGCCCAGUGUCCUUUAAGUACCUAGCAACACCCCUGACUGCUAGAAGGUUAGUUUCCCUUCUGACCACAUCACACCCCUCUUUAUUUUUGUGCUGCUUUUUAGGUGCACAACCUCCUAAGGGAUUUACAAAGUGUUGAGCCUCCUUCAUAUGAAUAACAAGCUUAUUCUCAGAGUGUGGAUUCUUAUUCUGUCAAACUGACAUCAUGCACACAAAAAGAGGGAGAUAGCAGGCACAAGGAAGCCUUGAUUCUUGAUUCCAAAUCAUGUUUUAAAUCCCCCACAAAGUAACUGCAUGUCAUGCUUUUGUCUGCUCUGUUGGACCAGUGUACAGACAUAGUUUGUCAUUUUGUUGUUGUUAUGUGCCUUCAACUCAAUUACGACUUAUGGUGCCCCUAUGAAUCGGUGACCUCUAAUAGCAUCUGUUGUAAACCGCCCUGUUCAGAUCUUGUAAGUUCAGGUCUGUGGCUUCCUUUAUGGAAUCAAUCCAUCUCGUGUUUGGUCUUCCUCUUUUUUCACUCCCUUCUGCUUUUCCCAUCAUUAUUGUCUUUUCUACUGAAUCAUGUCUUCUCAUUAUGUGUCCAAAGUAUGAUAACCUCAGUUUCAUCAUUUUAGCUUCUAGUGAUAGUUCUGGUUUAAUAUGUUCUAACACCCAAUUAUUUGUCUUUUUUGCAGUCCAUGGUAUCCACAAAGCUCUCCUCCAACACCACAUUUCAAAUGAGUUGAUUUUUCUCUUAUCUGCUUUUUUCACUGUCCAACUUUCACAUCCAUGCAUAGAGAUUGGGGAUACCAUGGUCUGAAUGAUCCUGACUUUAAUGUUCAGUGAUACAUCUUUACAUUUGAGGACCUUUUCUAGUUCUCUCACAGCUGCCAUCCCCAGUCCUAGCCGUCUUCUGAUUUCUUGACUAUGGUCUCCAUUUUGGUUAAUGACUGUGCCGAGGUAUUGAUAAUCCUUGACACGUUCAAUGUCCUCAUUGUCAACUUUAAAAUUACAUAAAUCUCCUGUUAUUACUUUAGUCUUUUUGACGUUCAGCUGUAGUCCUGCUUUUGCGCUUUCCUUUUUAACGUUCAUCAGCCUUCAUUUCAAAUCAUUACUGGUUUCUGCUAAGAGUAUGGUAUCAUCUGCAUAUCUUAAAUUAUUGAUAUUUCUCCCUCCAAUUUUCACACCUCCAUCUUGGUCCAAUCCCGCUUUCCGUAUAUUUUCUGCGUAUAGAUUAAACAAAUAGGGUGAUAAAAUACACCCCUGUCUCACUCCCUUUCCUACGGGGAACCAAUCAGCCUCUCCAUAUUCUUUCCUUACAGUAGCCUCUUGCCCAGAGUAUAGGUUGCACAGUUUGUCAUUUUAGGGACUUGUAAAUAGCUUCCAAACAUGUAAUCAUGGUGGUCUUUGUUAUGUUCAAAAAUGUGGGCUUUAUACUCAAGUGAGUGUCUCAAAUGUGCUGUGCUAUGCAAAUAUUGUAUUGGUUUAGCACUGGUUUAACUGUCAUAUCAAUACCAACACAGUUUUAGAUAGAAGAAAAUUCAGUUGUAGAAUGACACAAAUCCAUAUUGGGGGAACCACCAAAACAACUCAGGAUGACAAAAAUGCAUCCAACUAAAUAAGUUAUCUCUUCCUUGAAAUAUCGCUGGAUGGUUAAAUGAAGCUCCAGACUCCCAUUUUUGGGAUUAUAUUAAUAAGCAGAUCGCCUUUGCUGAUUUAGUUUUUCAGUGUCAGGCUUCUUCUAACAUGCAUUGGGGUCAGAGCAGUCGGGAGUCUGGCAUUGAGGUAAUUCUGGGUAGGGGACGUUACAGUGGUGAGAGGUUGAUUAGCUAUCGCAAGGGAAGGGAUAUAAGACAUCUUUGUGCUUGCUUCCCUCCUGAUCCCCUUCCCAACCCAUGGGACACUGGCAGUCAUGCAGGGAACUCCCUGGACUUUACUGUUCUGCUGAUGAAUGCAAGGUCAGUGGCUAAUAGAACCACUUUAAUCCAGGAUUUAAUCCUGGAUGAGUGUGCUGACAUUGUGUGCAUUACUGAAACCUGGCUAAAUGACCAGGGCGGAGUGGGACUUUCCCAGCUCUGCCCCCCAGGUUUUGUCGCAUUCCAGCAGCCCAGAUCCAGGGGACGGGGAGGUGGGGUUGCAAUUGUCUGUAGGGAAUCUAUCUCCCCUGUCAGAUAUCCUGUCCCUAACUCCUCUGACUUUGUGUGUGCCUGGUGUUGGCUCAGGGUGACAGAGUUGGGACUCUGUUGGUGUACCGUCCACCCUGCUGUGCAACAGUCUCCCUUCCUGAGCUGGUGGAGCUGGUCUUGGCGUUGGUGUCACGGUUUCACAAGCUGAUAGUCCUGGGUGAUUUCAACAUACAUGCUGAGGUUAAUCUCAUAGGUCCAGCUCAGGACUUCUUGGCUGCCAUGACAACCAUGGGGCUGUCCUUAAUAUCUUCUGGACCAACUUAUGUGGCAGGACACACGCUCAACCUUGUGUUCUGUUCGGGAUAGGAAGCCGGUGAUCUGAGGGUGGAGGGGUUCUCAGUGACUCCAUUGUCAUGGUGAGAUCACCACCUGAUUAGGUUUAGGUUUACACUUUGUGCCCCGGAUAACCCCCGCAGGAGUGAUGGGCUGAUUAAGAUGGUCCGCCCCCAGAGACUUAUGGAUCCUGAUGGUUUCCUGAGCGCUCUAGGGGAUGUUCCCAGCAUGGCUGGCGCUACUGCCGAAGCCCUGGUGAACCUCUGGAAUACAGAGGUGACCCAGGCAGUGGACACCAUUGCUCCAAAGCGCCCUCUCCCACCAGGGAAGGCCCGUAAUGUGGCACAGUGUGUAAUUUGUGUGCUUAAUUUAGUUUAAAGCAACACCACAGCAGCAGAAUAACAGCAGAUGUUGAAAUACGAGUGUGGCAGCGUGUGCAUGCGUUUACCAAAGAAAGCAGGCUUUUACCCUGCAUCAGCAUCACUGAGACUGGAGCCUUAGUAAAAUAAGAAAAGCUACUUUAUUUAUAGAAAUACAUAGUAGAUAGAAAAGCGAGAUGGGAGAACUGGAGUGCUUGGUCUUAGAGGAGAGCAUUGAUAUAGUGAGCAUAACGGAGACCUGGUGGAAUGGAGAAAACCAGUGGGAUAUGGUUAUCCCUGGAUAUAAACUAUAUCGGAAGGACAGGGAAGGACGUAUUGGUGGCGGAGUCGCUCUAUACGUGAAAGAAGGCAUUGAAUCCAGCAAGCUCGAAACCCCAGAAGAAGCAGACUCCUCCACAGAAUCGUUGUGGGUGGUGAUACCGUGCCCCAGGAGGGACUUAAUACUGGGAACGAUCUAUCGUCCCCCUGAUCAAAAUGCUCAGGGAGACCUUGAGAUGAGAUAUGAAAUUGAGGAAGCAUCCAAACUAG